ACAUUUCCCACAAUGCCCUGGUGCUGAGUGAGGUCACGUGGGUCGCAGACGCCGGUGUCAGCAGAGUUAGAUUGACAGCAGCGAACAGCGCAUUUAAAGUUUCGUCGUGAUUUUCUCCCUUCUCGCUGCUCCUGGACCGAACCUCAGUAUUGCUCUAAGUUGAGCGCUUUUCUGCGAUUCUGCUCCAGGCGGUAGUCAGCCAUGACUCCGCCGCCGCUGUCCGUUGGAGGAAGAGGAAGAGGAAGGAGCUGAUGAUGAGGAGGGUGAGGGUGAUGAUGACAUGCAGUUAGCUGGCUGGCUGGUGGACGGAUCGGAUCGGGACCCGGGCGGAGAGGCUCCAGCAUGCCGCGGAGGAAGCAGUCCCACCCGCAGCCGCUCAAAGUUGGGUCCAAGGCGGCGGCGCCAUCCGACCCAAGCGGCUCGGUUCUGGAGAGUGACUUCCUGCUGGACGGAGACGGAGGGACAGGCUGGACGGUGGGAGGUUUCCAUGGCGACAGGAGCUCCUCUCUUCCUGCAGCGUUGUGUCUGGAGCCCGCAGCACCAGCAGCCUCCGCCGUGCCGGCCCUGCUGUGCUGCCACGGCUGCGGACUGAGCCUCGGUGUGGGUCUGRCUUUUGGGGCGGAGCUUUACUGUCUGACCUGUGAGCAGCGGAGCUCCACCCCCCGAACMGUCAGGAGGCRGAGGUCGGCUGGUGGGAGCGGCGCCCCCUGCAGGCUGUUCUCGUGCUCGCUGUGCGCCUUCACCUCGCGCUACUCCAACCACCUGAAGCGUCACAUGACCGUCCACGAUGGCCGCAAACCGCACCGCUGCCCCAUCUGUCCCUACGCCUCGGCGCAGCUCGUCAACCUGCAGCGCCACCUGCGCACCCACACCGGGGAGAAGCCCUAUGGCUGCGCCCAGUGCAGCUACGCCUGCAGCUCCAUGGGCAACCUGCGGAGGCACCAGCGCAUGCACGYGCAGGCGGUGCCGCAGGAGGAGCAGAGGAAACCGAGGAGGAGGACAAAGGGCGGAGAAGAGCUGCCACUGGAGGACUGCUCCUACCUGCAGCCAGCAGGGAGUGCUGGUUCUGGCUCCACCCCCGGCCCUGACUCCACCCCUGGCCCUGACUCCACCCCCAGCCCUGGCCCCGACCCCCUGCCAGCAAUGCUCGUCCCGCUGUGCAGCCUGACCCUGGAUGGGGGGGCAGAGGUCCAACCUGGACAGGUGCGCCCAGCUGGGGCCCAGCGGCGGCCCAGGGCGCCCCCCCGGCGCCCGCUGCCGCCCCGCUGCCCUGCCCCGGAGAAACCCCACGGCUGCCCGCACUGCGCMUACGCCUCCUCCCACCUGGACAACCUGCGGCGCCACCUGCGGGUUCACACGGGCGAGAAGCCAUUUCGCUGCGCAUCCUGCAGUUACGCCUGCGGCAACCUGGCCAACCUGCGGCGCCACCAGCGCAUCCACUCGGGCGCCAAGCCGUUCCGCUGCGCCGUCUGCGGCCAUCGCUGCAACCAAAGCAUGAACCUGAAGCGCCACAUGCUGCGCCACACGGGCUGCAAGCCGCACGCCUGCGCCCGCUGCGGCUACGCCACCGCCCACUGGGACAACUACAAGCGCCACCAGAGGAAGCACGCCCCCGGGGGGGGCGGGGGGCCCGGGACCCCAGACGCCCCUGGAGGUCACCAUGUCAUCUCAGACGGCCAGCUGCUGUAACUUGGAACCGCUUCACCGCAAACACCGCAGUGCCUGGUCCCAACAGGAAGCCUCUUCYCAACUUCCUGCCAACUUCCUGCCUUUCCCAACAAUAUAAACAUUCUCUUAACUUGAUUUUAAAAGCUGCACACUGUUCUGCACUGAUUUAAAUAGGCUCAGGUCAGAGGUAAACUCRGGUGUGCUGCUGCACUGACUACUUGGAAACAGCGUUCAUGUUUCUACACUGAACUUCCUCUAAAUGUUGAUUUUCUGAAGAUGAUUUMUAUUUGUAUGUUUUAAUUCACUGAUGUAUUUUGUUACUGUGCUGCCUGACUUCCUGUCUGCUGAGGUCAUUUCCUGCCAAAUAGUGACCCUGCGGAUCAGUUAAUAAACUUUUAAUCAUCAGACAGUGAAGAAUGUUUGGAGCCACUUUCAGCUCAUUAAUAAAUAAACUUUACAAAUUUCAGUUUUAUUCAGUUUGAGCUUGGAAAUGUUAGCAGCUGCUUUGUUCUGUCUAAACUCCUGAAUAAAAGUAAAAAACAUU
Poecilia reticulata (guppy) is the source of this 2212-nucleotide messenger RNA. RefSeq lists its product as uncharacterized. The record is from RefSeq and is a predicted model, not a curated record. Gene Ontology annotation, molecular function: RNA polymerase II cis-regulatory region sequence-specific DNA binding; DNA-binding transcription factor activity, RNA polymerase II-specific. Gene Ontology annotation, biological process: regulation of DNA-templated transcription. NCBI's taxonomy places the organism in Eukaryota, Metazoa, Chordata, Actinopteri, Cyprinodontiformes, Poeciliidae.